GUCAUUGGGCCUUAUCCAGGAAGUGUAAAACAUCAACAAUCCUCCAGGUUGAGUGUCGGAGCAGCUAGCAGCGCGGCAGCGGGAGCCCAGCUCGGUUUAUCUGUUCAAUAAUAGCCUUUUUGUAGUAUACUAAACAUGUCGUUGCUCACUAAGAUCUUCGGAGGGGGAGGAAAAGGGGGAAAGGGACCGAGUCCGCAGGAGGCGAUCCAGAAGCUCCGAGAGACGGAGGAGAUGCUAACGAAGAAACAGGAAUUUCUAGAGAAAAAGAUCGAGCAGGAGCUGCAGAUCGCCAAGAAGAACGGCACGAAAAACAAACGAGCGGCGCUGCAAGCUUUGAAAAGAAAGAAGCGGUACGAGAAGCAGCUCGCCCAGAUCGAUGGCACGCUGUCGACCAUCGAGUUCCAGAGGGAAGCUCUGGAGAACGCCAACACCAACACGGAAGUGCUCAAGAACAUGGGCUUUGCUGCCAAGGCCAUGAAGUCCGCUCAUGAAAACAUGGACAUCGAUAAGGUGGACGACCUGAUGCAGGACAUUACGGAGCAGCAGGAGCUGGCUCAGGAGAUCUCUGACGCCAUUUCCAAACCUGUUGGCUUUGGAGAGGAGUUCGAUGAGGACGAGCUGCUGGCGGAGCUGGAUGAGCUGGAGCAGGAGGAGCUGGACAAAAACCUGCUGGAGAUCGGGGGACCGGAGAACGUCCCACUGCCCAACGUGCCUUCGACUUCAUUACCUUCCAGACCUGCCAAGAAAGAGGAGGAUGAAGACGACAUCGAGGACCUGCAGCGCUGGGCGAUGGAAGCCAUGUAGACGCCGCCUCCACCUCAUCACGGCUGCAUCACCGAGGGAGGAGGAAGGAGCAGGAGGAAGCUAACGGACUGAUGGGAUCUCGUGUUGGAGUGGUUUUGUGUGUGUGAGGAGAGGUGACUGUCUUUACAACAAAUGCUGUAGUUUUUGUUUAAUUUCUUUAUUUUUUCCCAUCUCCUUAAAAAUCCCGAUCCCUCCGGUGCUCCCUCGCUCUGCAUUGGCAAAGUCACCGAGUUAUUUUUUCCCCUUGAUUUCACUGCGAAUUAGCACUUCAUGAUCCUUUUCCCGAGCUGGAUUGUUUCAUGUCCUCAGAGGUCAGAGGUCAUACAGCGGUGUGACGGUAUGAGCUCCGUGAGGCCAUUGUGAAGUUGAUGUUAAAAUCAACCGAAAAAUUUCAAUGAAGCUUAAUUUCCGACUGGCGUAUUUACCCAUAUGUGUGGCGUUAUAACUCCAUCGAUUUGCUUUGGUUCUUUCCUUUCUGACAAGAAAGCAUCGGCAGUUAUCUCCUUCUGUUUGGUUACCUUCUCUGGAAUGAGAAGCUGCGGCUUCGACCCAAACCUCCCCUCCUUCUCCUCUUCCUUCUUCUUCUUCUCCUCCGCCCUGCCCUUGCUCUUUCAGCAAGGCGUUCUCACCCGUGGUUCUUGUUAUUCGGUGUAAAUAUCCCAAACGUGUCUCUUUUUGUAUACUGUAUUUCUGCCGUCGCCGAGAGGCUCAGUCGAGGUGGUGUGAAGCAUGCGCCAAUGAGAAUUCACGAUACAGAUCGCACUACACGGCUAGAGGGAGAGAUGUUUAACCUAACACUUUCAUCUUGCUCUGUCUGUCUUGGUCCUUCUCAUAAAGGUUUUUGUUUCAAAUUGUAUGAUGUUGGAAAAAAAAAAUUUAAACUAUUGUCACAACUUAUUAACUGCAUCCACAGGAAGAUGGUGGUUUAUAAAAGAUUAGAUUAUAGUCAAUCUACAACAUUGGAAUUGAAAGAAGUAAUUAUUUUAGUUUUUCAAACUCAUGAUGUACAUUUUUUACAUAGGGGGAAAAAAAUAACACAAGGACAGAUGGACAAGCAUGUUUGCAUUUCUAUGUUUUAUUUAUCCAGAUGAGAAUAUUAUUUGCAAAAUCAUUAAAGGUUUUCAAUUCUU
Salarias fasciatus (jewelled blenny) is the source of this 1934-nucleotide messenger RNA. Its product is annotated as charged multivesicular body protein 4b. The transcript is spliced from 5 exons. The record is from RefSeq and is a predicted model, not a curated record. Lineage: Eukaryota; Metazoa; Chordata; Actinopteri; Blenniiformes; Blenniidae. Gene Ontology annotation, cellular component: ESCRT III complex; cytoplasmic side of plasma membrane; multivesicular body. Bases 136 to 804 code for a protein of 222 amino acids. Gene Ontology annotation, biological process: late endosome to vacuole transport via multivesicular body sorting pathway; vesicle budding from membrane.